ACUACAGUAUGAAUGGCGAAAAAAUAGCUUUAUUCUAUGAACCAAAUUUGGUCGCUAUCCAUACUACAAUAAAUCCAAUGAGAACACUGCCUAUCAAUGGCGGCACACCUCAGAAUCUAACCGACGCACAGAUUGAAUUACAUCUCAAUAUUUCCGAAUAUAAUAUUACCAGCGUACUUCCCGAAAAUGCUAGCGGCCUUGCAAUAAUAGACUUUGAAGAAUGGCGACCUUUGUUUAGGCAAAACAGUAACAAGAAAA
This is a messenger RNA of Ostertagia ostertagi, 258 nucleotides long. Lineage: Eukaryota; Metazoa; Nematoda; Chromadorea; Rhabditida; Trichostrongylidae. The record is from the annotation of a GenBank genome assembly.